Molecule: messenger RNA, 1578 nt
Organism: Trichomonas vaginalis G3
Lineage: Eukaryota; Parabasalia; Trichomonadida; Trichomonadidae
Product: GTPase activator, FI04035P family
Exons: 1
Coding region: 1-1578 (525 amino acids)
Biological process (GO): signal transduction
Cellular component (GO): cytoplasm; cytoskeleton
Molecular function (GO): GTPase activator activity
Source: RefSeq, a predicted model, not a curated record
AUGAGAAGAAAUCGACAAUUACGUCUGUAUUGUUACCACGAUAAAAACUCUGAUAAAGAUUACUUCCAUAACCCUAUAACAAAUGAAAUUUUAUGGGUUCCUCCUGCAGAUUGCGUUAUUAUUAAUCCCGAAACACUUCAGCCAAUGAAAUUGGAACGCCAUAAUUUAAACCGUGAAAAAUCAUUUGAAAAUAAUGAAGCACUUCAGAUGUUAAAGAAUGUCAAAGCAAGAAACCGCCAAUCUUUAGUUCAUGAUAAAGUUAGAUACCGACGUACUGCUGCAUCGCGAUCUGAUCGUAAAUCGACUAUAAUUAGCAGCCUUAAGACCAUCCCGCGUUCAAUGAAUCAAACGGACACUUCUACAGAAGAUGUCCCUUUUUAUAUGCCAAAAGAAAUCAUGCGCGAUAGGCUUUCGAUUGAUGUUCGUCAAUUUGCAACCAUGAACUUCAAUCAAAGGACGAAAGGAUCUCUUUUCUCCAAAAAACUCAUUCCUCCUGACAAUCUUCUUCAAUAUUCAACUGAUUCAUCAGUUCUUCCGAUUCUCAAGCGAACUCCUGAGAAACUUACAAAACGAUGCGUUGAUAUUUUCAACUUAGUUUUUGAUUAUUGCAAACAAAAGCCGCAAGCACUUCCAAGUACUCUCGUUAAGAUGCUUAUUAACGAAAACAACUUCAUUGAUGAAACUUACAUUAUAUUAAUUAAGUUAAUUACGAAUAAUCCUUCGAAUGACGAUAUUAAAAGAGUCUGGGAUUUAAUUCUCGUUGUUUGUACAUUCUUUCCGCCAUCUAUAGGCUUCAGACCAUUUGUUAGACAUAUUGUCGCUGCUGAAGCCCUCGGAACAAAUAAUCAAACAAAUGCAAUCGCAAAAAUGGCUUAUAUUCGUCUCGCAGCUCGUUGUGAUUGCGGAGAGAUAUUCCCAGAGCAGCCAGAACAAUGGACAAAUCUAAUUCCAACCCAUCCUAUUACAGAUUUCUUUAUUUUCGGAGCUCCUCUUUUGGAAUUGAUUUACGCUCAAAGAAGGACAGCUCCGAAAUGCACAGUUCCUAUUUUCAUGGUCGAUUUCAUUAAGGAACUGUUCGAAGCCGGAUGUAAUACAAUGGAAGGAAUGUUUAGACUUCCUGGCAACCAAUCACAGAUAAAACUGAUGGUUGAUGAAAUCCAGGCUGGUCAGAAUGUUAUAAAAGGCGCAGAAUUGGCAGAUCUUGCAUCACUUUUCAAAAAGUGGCUUGCGGACCUUCCUGAGCCUGUUGUACCUAUGUCAAUGUAUCAGGACCUUACUGAGGCCAUAAGGAAUCAAACAAUAUUGGAAUUCGUUGAAACUUUACCAAAAGUCAAUCAUGAUACGCUCGGAUAUUUAAUUGGAUACUUGAAAGAGUUCAUUAAACAUGCGGAUGUUACAAAGAUGUCGAUUAUUCCUGUUUCGAUGAUUUUCGGAGCAAAUAUUGUCAGAAUUGUUUCUACUGAUCAAUACGUACUCAAGGAAAUGACAGAUAACGGUAAGAAAUUUAUCCAAUAUUUGAUUUCUAACUGGGAUACUAGCUUUAUUUACCCAUUACCUGAAGAUUAUAUUCCUCAUUAA